GACCGAGAGAGAAGGAUGGAGAUUUCACAUGUCAGCCACGAGCAUCCGCUGACCCUGUGUGCGAUGGAGGACACCGGUGAGCCUUGCAAUGGAUGCUCGAGACCCAUCUUCGAUCACGGCUAUGGUUGCUUAGACUGCGGCUUCCUCCUCCACAAGAAGUGCGCCAAGUUGCCUCGGAAAGUCCACCACCAUCUUCAUCCUAAACACCCUCUCUCACUCCUCUUCGAUCCAUCGGAAACGCCCCAGUGCAGCGUCUGCAAUAAAACUGGCUCCGGGUUUGUCUUUGAAUGCCAAGAUUGCAAAUACUACAUGGACGUGACCUGUUUCUUUAGGAAUCAGCCUUACCUUGAUCUCCCUCCUCUAGAAGGGAAAACAAGAAAGCUACAAUCACACCCUGACACUUUGUUACCUCACAAUCACACCCUGACACUCUGUUACCUCACACAGCAGAGUAAAAGGAAGUGUAAAGGAUGUGAACAGCAAAUUUUGGGUCCAGCUUAUUGCUGCAAGGAAUGCGAUCUGUUCACACUCCACAAAUCCUGUGCUCAAUUGCCACAGAAGAGAGAACAUCUUUUCCACCCUUCGCACUCCCUCACACUCUUUACAGAAUCACCUUAUCCUGGCUCACGAACAAUCUGUAACACUUGUCGGAAGAUCAUCCAAGGUUUUGUGUACCACUGUAACAUAUGUUCGUUCGACCUUGACUUGCUCUGCGCUUGUCUUACACCUUCACUGAAACAUGAGAAGCAUGAUCACCUCCUCGCUUUCUUCAAUGAAAUAAAUGAUCAAGUUUCAUGUAAUUCCUGCGGAAAAUCGUGCCGCAACAAUCUUUACAGAUGUGUUAGCUGCAAGUUCAAUGUGCACUCCACUUGUCUUCCCAGCGUUAAGCACAAACACCAUCCCCAUCCUCUUAAACUCAACGACUCCACUCCCAAGGAUGGAAGUAGGAUUCACUGCGCAGCAUGCAAGAAGAAGACAAGCCCAGAGGCCCAGGCUUAUUAUUACUGUGCAGAAUGCAGCUAUGGUGUUCAUCCUGAAUGUGUGGUCUCCGAGGACCAGCCCGAGAUAGGGAAACUUCUAGAAGACAUUGCAAGGGUCCGAGAAGAGCUAGAUGCAAUUGCCAGUCAGUUGAAACGGGACAGAGGAUCAGUAUCGAAGGAUGAUACAGCAUGAGCAACAGCAACGUGAGCUCAAGGAUGGGAUGAAGAAAGAAAGAUGAUUAGAUUGAUUAAAAAAUGUCAUAGCCCAAAACUAAGAAAAAACAAAAGAAAUUUCCACUACUAUGUAAAAGAGAGGUCAUAUAUCCUUUGCUCUAUUGAAAUCAUCACCUGAAUAUCAGUGAAACUUACUGGAGUCAGGUCAGAUUGUUAGGACUGCGUACUUGUGUCAUGCAUCUAGAUAUAUGCUCAUAAUGUAAAAGCCUAUCCUCAUGUGCAAAGUGAAGAUCAUCAUGCUCCUCAAUUAUCAGUAA
Messenger RNA from Rhodamnia argentea, 1471 nucleotides. RefSeq lists its product as uncharacterized. Lineage: Eukaryota; Viridiplantae; Streptophyta; Magnoliopsida; Myrtales; Myrtaceae. Gene Ontology annotation, molecular function: zinc ion binding. The record is from RefSeq and is a predicted model, not a curated record. The transcript has 2 exons. Bases 16 to 1173 code for a protein of 385 amino acids.